AUGGCUGCCAUCACUGAGGAUCUCACUGAUGUUGUUGUCAAAGAUGUUCAUGAGAUUUGUAUCAACAACGAUGCUGAAAAGAUCAUUGAUGAAAAAACUGAGAAACCAGAGACUGAGUCGGGACUCAAACCUGAAUCGGAGUUAGAUAUGCAGAAGCUGGUGGCUAUGUUCAAGAAACUGAAUCCUUUGGCUAAGGAGUUUUUUCCCUCUUACUACAGUCCCAAGAAGAACGGUGAAACUGUAAAAGGUAAUCAGUUCCUGUCUGUUGAUGAUGAUUUACCGACGGCUAAGAAGCAAUCUGGUGAAGAACUUGAUUCUGAUGGAAAGAAGGAUGACAAUAACCGGAAGAGAAGAAACAAUUAUAGCCAAGGGAGGAGGAGGUUAACUGGAAGAAUUUCAAAAGCUCAGAGAGAGGAUAGUAUUAGAAGAACAGUGUAUGUUUCUGACAUUGACCAGAGUGUGACUGAGGAGGGUCUUGCUGCCUUGUUUAGUAACUGUGGACAAGUUGUUGACUGUCGAAUUUGUGGGGAUCCACAUUCAGUUCUUCGAUUUGCGUUUGUGGAGUUUGCUGAUGACCAGGGCGCACAUGAAGCUUUAAGCCUUGGUGGAACGAUGCUAGGGUACUACCCAGUGAGGGUCUUACCUUCAAAAACUGCUAUUCUUCCAGUGAAUCCCACAUUUCUUCCUAGGUCUGAGGAUGAAAGGGAGAUGUGUUCAAGGACAAUCUAUUGCACAAACAUUGACAAAAAGGUUUCUCAAGCUGAUAUGAGAAACUUCUUUGAGUCGGCUUGUGGUGAGGUAACUCGUCUGAGGCUUCUUGGCGAUCAACUUCACUCAACUCGCAUAGCCUUUGUUGAAUUUGCUCUGGCAGAUAGUGCAACUAGGGCGCUCAAUUGCAGCGGGAUGGUAGUUGGAUCCCAACCCAUAAGGGUAAGUCCGUCAAAGACACCAGUAAGGCCACAAAUCACUCGACCACCAUCCACAAACUAGAGAGAGACUUGACUAUCUUGCUGGCUUUCCAGAAGAGAGAUGAUUGCAAACAUUUUGUUUCCUUUAGUAACUUUUUUUUCCUUUCGUUAUCUUUUACGUUUUAGAACAGUUAUCUAUCUCCAGUUAUGUUAGUAGCUGGAAACACUAUGAUCCUGCUUCUGAGUUUGGAGUUCUUGUUAGGUUCUCUCUUUACAGACAGAGAUACUUCUCCCUGUUUCAUCAUCUUUCUCUUAAAACGUUUUUUUUUUUGGAGCAUUUGCUUUUAAAAGUUGUUGGCUUUUACAAGUUCAUUUAUUUAUUUUGCUCUUCUUCUGUUUAAGGUUAUAUCAUCUGUCCAAAAAGUACUGUCAUUCCUUUGAUGUUUUUUUGCUAGUUCAGGG
Eruca vesicaria subsp. sativa (arugula) is the source of this 1370-nucleotide messenger RNA. NCBI's taxonomy places the organism in Eukaryota, Viridiplantae, Streptophyta, Magnoliopsida, Brassicales, Brassicaceae. The record is from the annotation of a GenBank genome assembly.